AUGACCAACAACAACAACAAGAAUCAGAGUGUAAACAAGACCAACCAAAAGGCCAAGAAUAAGAACAAGACCAAGUGGAGCACCACGACCAAGAACAACAAGGAGUUGGAGGAAAUGCUGAAGGGCAUUUUUGCGGCCGACAAGGUGGAUCCCCUCAAGGAUGUCAUUUUUGGAUGCACCGGUGCCCCGUCAAAGAUGCCCGAUCAGUCGGAGUUUCGUCGCUUGAUUACGAGGCACUUUAUUGGCUACCUGGAAACUGGCUCGACACACGCCAAGGUGGAGUUUGCCACGCAGUACAUUGUGAAUGGCAUUACCAAGAAUGGCGGCCGAUUCUUCAAGUUGGACCUGAAGAAAACUCACCCAAAGACAAAAGCCCUGGUCAUUCGACAAUUGCUUCCUGCCAAUCAGACGGACCACAAGUUGAUGAUGGCCCGUAUCAUGGGCUUUUUGCGAGACGAAGCCUAUCGAUUCAAAUUUGGCAUUGGCAAAUCCAAGAACACGCCUACGACUAAUAAUGCGAUCAGCAGUGAACACGACCAAGAUGAAUCCUCCUCCUGUGACAAGAACAAGAACAAGAACACGACCAACGACGACAAGCAAGAACCGGAACACCACGACCUCACGACGACUUCCACGUCUUCCAAUGCCAGCCGGACGUCCUCUGAGACCGAGAAGGCCGCUAAUCAUCACAAGACAAAACCCUCGCCGCCAGAAGCUGUCCCCAAGGAGAUUGUCAUGGCGGAAUCUUCAACAGUCUCCAAGACAGCCACCACGACUGCUCGUCCCAAAUCGGACCUCCAAGAACCCAAGGCCGCGAGUUUGGUUCAGGGUGCGGUCAGCACUCGCAAGGAGGAUUGCAUGAGUCCUCUUGCCAUGGAUUGUUCUGCCACCGACGACAAUGUGAUUCUCGAAAAGGAUUUCUUGCCACCUCCCAGCACCCUUCAAUUCACCGAGAGCAUGGCGGGACAUUCUCUCGGGACCAUUCUCUGUGAAGAUAAUGAUACCGAUGCUCCAACGACUGGCAAUAAGGACAAGUGGUGGCCCCACACGAACGCUACCGACCUACUGGCGGACGACGACAUUAUUAUUCCGCCACAGACGGCCCAGCAGAUGCAGCACGCGCUGGAGUGCUACCAUUCCUUUUGGGCCCAUGACUUGAUGAACGGAUCGCGACGUGGAGUCCAGAGUUUUGAUUCUCUGGCCAAGCACUUGCGCUCGGUCGUGCACAGUUCCUCCGAGCUCCUUCGUCGUGUCGAAGUGUUGUGUCGCAUGGAACAAGAAAAACAGAAACUUGCCAAGGCUCGCCCGGCCAAUCUUGUCGUGGAAGGCAAAGGGCAUUCCUUGCUGUUGGAGAAGGAAGAUGUUGCCACAGGCAUGGUCAAGAAAACUGGAGGUAUGACCGCUCCUUCUGGCUUGCGUGGCAUGGUCUAG
Seminavis robusta is the source of this 1431-nucleotide messenger RNA. Lineage: Eukaryota; Bacillariophyta; Bacillariophyceae; Naviculales; Naviculaceae. The record is from the annotation of a GenBank genome assembly.